Messenger RNA from Annulohypoxylon truncatum, 1459 nucleotides. RefSeq lists its product as uncharacterized. Lineage: Eukaryota; Fungi; Ascomycota; Sordariomycetes; Xylariales; Hypoxylaceae. The record is from RefSeq and is a predicted model, not a curated record. Bases 294 to 1313 code for a protein of 339 amino acids. The transcript has 2 exons.
AGAUCUUCCUGCUAAGUUACCAGUUAAUAGAGUAUUAUCCACAAUGCCGUCCUCUUAUGAACGAAUAUCAUGAACACACAAGAACAAAGUACCUUGUUCAUCCAUCCUAGGACGUUGUUUAUUCUCUGCAAAAGCGGACCGCCCCAUGAGUCGCCUAUGAUACGGAGAAUGGUGUAAAAUAAUGUCAGUGGCCUUGGUAAAAUUAUUAGUUUUUUCCCGAAAACAAUGUUGACACUCGGGUAAAGCUGCAUUUUCAAUCUUCGUUUUCCACACAGCAACCUCAGUUUCUGAUCAUGGCGGCCAUCAAGACUCUCAGAUGUGCCAGCUGUGAUGCUGAGGUGCUCAUCGACCUUCAUACAUGCAUGAUUUGUUAUGAUGUGCCCAAGUAUGAAGAUGGUGAGCGUCCCGACGUCUACUGCAACACCCUAUGUCAACAAAACCACUCGGAGGCCCAUAAGGCUCAAUGUCAGCGAAGAAUGAAUCGACAGAAGCUGCUCAGAGCCGCUUCCUUGAUGAAAGCUACCUUCCUGACUUUCCGCGAGUGCUUAUACGGAAGACCCUUGGUACAGAUCAAGCUCCACAACAACGAACUUCAUCUGCACAUCUACCCAACACCUCCGUUCAAUCCAUGGUAUUAUUCAUUCCCCGAGGGUGUCACAGCCGAUGUCAAGCACAAGGAGGCAGCGAUCUCGAUCGAGAACUGCAACGCUGCCGCAAGCAUCUGUGGCCUUCUGGCAAGCCGACUUUUGGAAGGUAUCGCGACGAAGAUGGAGUUGAUCUGCGUGGACGUGAAGCCGCGAAUUCUGGCGCGCUACAUGACUCCUUCAAGAAACCCCGACCGUCCUGCCGAGACCUACCCUCUCCAUACCGUGGUGGUCGUCGACAUCCAGGAGGAAAAAUGGAUCAUCGACAUGACGGGACGCCAGUUCGGUUUCCCAGACGUCAUCAGCCCCUUAAAGAAGUACAUGAAGGACUGGCAGGGAAAACGCGUCAAAACCGACAAGCUAUGCCCCUACCCCGUGGGCGAGUUAGACGAUAUCGAUCACAGCAACUUCUUCCCGUUCAUUCCGCCCGUCGACCGUUCUGCCGACUUUCUGGCACAUCGUGCCCACGAGCAAACUGGCCGCCUCCACCUCAAGGCACUUAUCGAGAAGCGCUUUGUCGACGAGAAACAUCCGAGUUUCCCGGCUGAUCUCCUGAACCGCACCGAAGAAGCUUUUCAAGCAGGAUUGGGCGAAUGGGUGGCGGAGGUGAAGGAGCACAUGAUGGACUUCGUCAAACGUAUGACCGGAAAGUAUAAUCCAACUGAUUAAGUGCGAAGACGGGCCGGUUUGAAGGACAUUACCAAGUGUGGAAAUCGGGUUGGGACUUUUCUAUGGCUUUUAGUGUUUGCUCUUUCACUUAAGUAACACCUGAAUGAUCCAAUAAAACGCAGUAACGAAAACAGUUUGCUGAUGUU